Messenger RNA from Engraulis encrasicolus (European anchovy), 9316 nucleotides. It is a transcript of the gene fndc3bb, whose product is annotated as fibronectin type III domain containing 3Bb. The transcript has 26 exons. NCBI's taxonomy places the organism in Eukaryota, Metazoa, Chordata, Actinopteri, Clupeiformes, Engraulidae. Bases 288 to 4139 code for a protein of 1283 amino acids. The record is from RefSeq and is a predicted model, not a curated record. Gene Ontology annotation, molecular function: protein binding.
AUACCUGUAUUGCUUUUCUGACGAUGUCAAGGGAAUGGAGACCACAUAUCCAGCCAUGAGAUGGGCUAUUUAAUGGAAUACGGUAAAGGAAAAAGGGCAUGACUACUCCCCCAUGCACGUUGACACAUAAUUGACAUGGCGGAAUCCCACACUCGCUUGGACUGUGGCAGACGCAGCCGUCUGGGAAUGGCUACAUUUUGAUUCAAGAUUAGGGAAAGUGGAUACACGCCGCUAUCGUCAAAGAUUUCGCAAUUCGGAGAAAGGCGGUCCUGGGGAGGCCUCCAUGAAUGUACGUCACGAUGAUGAUGACGGACCAGAUGCUGGACCUGCCACCGCUGCUGAACGGCGAGGUGCCCGUCAUGCACCCCCUGAUGAACGGGGACACAUCGCAACAGGUGAUCGUGGUCCAGGUGAAUCCAGGAGAGACGUUCACCAUCCGGGCGGAGGACGGCAGCCUGCAGUGCAUACAAGGGCCAGCUGAAGUUCCCAUGAUGUCACCCAAUGGCUCCAUCCCACCAAUCCACGUGCCCCCAGGCUACAUCUCCCAGGUCCUGGAGGACAACACGACGGGGGUUCGGCGUGUGGUGGUGACCCCUCACUCGGAGUGCUACCCGCCCAGCUACUCUCCUGCGCUCUCCCCCACCCACCACAUGCCGCCGCCUUACAUGGCACACCCACACUUCAUCCCCGCCUCCCACACGGCCUACUACCCCCCAGCUGGCCACGGGGAUGUGCCCCCGCACCAGUACUACCCCCACCGCCUGCCCCACCUCUACGAGGAGAUCAUCCCCAACAUCCACUACAACAUGACCUCCUACAUCAACCGGGAAGAGCCGUAUUGCAAACCGCCGCCCAAGAAGCUGAAGGGCCCAUCGGAGCGCCCCGGUGGCCUCAAUCGCCUCAACAGUAGCCCGCCCUCCUCGACCUACAAGAACAACAACUCCGGCUGCAGCCCCACAGCCAAUGGCUACAAGAGCCACAGCGGAGUGUGUAGCACGGGGGGCGGUGGGGGUAGUGGUGGUGGAGGAAGCCCGGGAAACAAGCGGACAGACAGGCGGUCCAGAUUGAGCCCCAAGAGCCACGAUGGGGAGCACCAGCAUCAUCAGUCUCCACAGCAUCAUCAUCAUCAUCAUCAGCAACAGCAGCAGCAGCAGCUGCAGCAACAGCAACCACCACAACAUGAUCAUAAUGUAGAAAGUAGAAGAAUCCAAGACAUACUCCCAGGAGUAGACAAACCACAGAUUUCCAAAGUGCAGUCUCGUUCGGCUCUGGUGUCCUGGGCUCCCGUAACCGUCUCCAGUGGCCAAGGUGACUCAGGCACCUCCUCCCCCUCCUCCUCCUGUAGCUACGAACUCACGCUCACUGACAAGGGGGCGGAUGGGAAGUACCGCCAGGUUUACAGUGGACAAGAACUGGAGCACCACCUGACGGAUUUGAGGCCGGCCACAGACUACCAUGUCCGGGUUAGUGCUGUAUGUGAUACUGUACGGGGUCCGCGCUCUGAGGUCGGUGCGUUUACCACCCACUGCGGCCCUCCGGACACCCCUCUACCCCCCAGACUCUCCCACCGCUCCAGGAGCUCUCUCACCCUUCAGUGGAAGCCUCCAGUAGACAACGGGUCAAGGAUCACAGGCUACGUACUGGAAUGGGAUGAAGGCAGAAAGAAUGGCGCUUUUCGGGGGUGCUACUACGGCAACCAGAGGCACUUUAAAGUGACACGUCUCUCACCGGCCACCAGUUUCACAUUUCGUCUGGCGGCACUAAAUGACAUCGGGACCAGCGGUUUCAGCCCAGAGGUGUCCUUCCCCACGGCGGGCAGCCAACCCCAUCUCCCCCUGGCUCCUCAGCUCCUGAAGGCUGGCAGCAGCUGGCUCACGUUGGAGUGGACGCGCCCCGGAGGCUGUGGGCCGGAGGAGCCCAUCACCUACACACUAGAGCUCAAGGACGAUGCACAGGGACUUGACUUCCACGUCAGGUACAAUGGUACUGAUGUCAGUUGCACAGUGGAUGGCCUCAAGCGCAACACGCAGUAUAGCCUCAGGCUCACCGCCUGCAGUGCAGAGUGGAAGAUUGGUCCGAGUCCAGUGCUGGUGUGCAAGACAAUCCCCGAGCAGCCAGAAGCUCCUACAAGCCUCAGUGUGAGAGACAUCAGCUCACACAGCGUCUGUGCUGCAUGGCAACCACCGCAGGACGAUGGCGGCUCCGGGGGACUGACUUACAUCCUGGAGAUCUUGGAGGACGAGACUCAAGAAGCCCCCUGGGUGGAGAUGUACAGUGGGCCUGGCCUGGAGCACGUGUGUGGAGACCUGAGGCCAACCACCAGCUACUCACUGCGAGUCCACUGCCUUGGUGCUGGAGGUCAGAGCCAGCACUCUCCGAUCCUGUCUGUUCGAACCCUGUGCCUUCCUCCAGCUCAGUGUCAAGCCCCGAGAAUAGUGGGCAGUGUCAAACACAAGGAGGUGAACUUGGAAUGGGAUCCACCCGUAUGUGAGGGAGCCGGCCCCGCUGAGCAGUUCACCGUGGAGAAGUGCGUUGUGGAGGGGAGAGUGGCUACGGAAGAGAGCCAGGCGGAGAGCCAGGAAGAGGAGGAGCAGGAGAGCCAGCCGCCCCAGCAGCCUCAGCCGCCCCCAGAGAGCCAGUGGCAGGCGGCAGAGGUGGUUUACCGCGGCCAGGCCACCGAGUGCACCGUGGGCAGCCUCCUCCCCGGGGCCACGUACACAUUCCGCGUGCGCGCCACCAGCAAUGGCGGGGAUGGUCCCUACUCAGAGUCCCUCACUGUCAUCACGGCAGCGGGACCCCCUGGGCAAUGUGGCAAACCCACCGUUACCGUCACCUCCCACACCAGUGCAGUCGUAAGCUGGGAGAGCUGUGACGAGAGCUCCGGAGCAGACGUGACGGAGUAUCGACUGGCAUGGGGUCGUGACCCCGACGCCCUGGAAAUGGUGUACAGCGGCACGGACACCUUCUGGCACGUCUCCGACCUGGAGGCAGCCACGGAGUACUGUUGCAGGUUACAGGCGGCCAAUGAGGAUGGGGCAGGCCCUCACAGUGAGCUGGUCACCUGCGUGACGCCCGCAGCUGCCCCCAGUGCCGUGCCAGGCCUCUCCCUCGUGGAACACGACCCUGCCAAUGCCGACCAGUACCCGCCCUCCACAUGCCUGCCGCUGGCCUGGGAGGAGCCCUGCUCCAACGGGGCUGACAUCACCUCCUACUCUCUGGUCAUGGGGGACCAGUCGCUUGCUGUGGGCAAUGUGACCAGUUACGUGUUGACUGGCCUGCAGCCCAACACAGAAUACAGCCUUCAGAUUCAAGCGGAGAAUGAGAUGGGUCCUGGCCCUUUGUGUGAGCCGCUGGUGUUGAGGACCCGGCCGCUGCCCCCUGCCCCACCCCACCUGGAGUGUGCUGCUGUGGGACCGCAGAGCCUGAAGCUGCGCUGGGGGGAGAGCAGCAGCAGCAGCAGCAACAGAGUUCAGGAUGGGGAGGACAUCUUGUACACCCUGCAGAUGGAGGACAAGAACCAGAGGUUUGUCGCCAUCUACCACGGGCCGAGCCACACCUUCAGGGUUCAGCGGCUGAGCGAGUCGAGCCAAUACAGCUUCCGCAUCCAGGCGGUGAGCGAGGCUGGCGACGGGCCCUUCUCCGACACCCUCAGCUUGUGCACAUCCAAGUCUGUGCCCCCAACUCUCAAAGCCCCUCGAGUGUCCCAGCUGGAUGGGAAUGCGUGUGAGGUCAGUUGGGAGGCUGUUCCACCCAUGCGAGGGGACCGCAUCACCUACACCCUUCAGGUCCUCGGUGGCCGAGACACUGAGUACAAACAGGUGUUUAAGGGAGAGGAUACGUGCUUCCAGCUCUUCAGCAUGCAGUGGAACGUGGACUACCGUUUCCGCGUUUGUGCCAACAGGCACUGUGCGGAUGACGCCUCACAGGAGCUGAGCGGCCUCUUCAGCCCGUCAGCCCACUUCACCCCGCGCCGCCUGGAACAGGCGUUGGCCAUCGAGGCGAGCGUCGCAGCCCCACCAGCAGUAAAGGCCUUUGGCCUCACGUCCACAGACGGCCAGUUUGCCACCCUGAUCGUGGUGGGUCUGGCCUCGCUCUCCUUCCUCCUGGCUUUCCUGCUACAGCUCUUCCUUAUCGAGUAGUCCUGCCACACAAGAGGGUGAGAAUGAAAAAGGGAAAAAGAAAAUGUAUAUGAUUUAUGAUGGAAUGAUGAAAAGAGGAUAACUUGGAGGGAUUUUUUUUAAUAAUGUACGUAGAGGACAUGUGUAUACACGUGUAUACACACAUACACAUACACAUACACAUACACAUACACAUACACAUACACAUACACGCACACACAUGCACACUACACACAACGCGCACACACACACACACACACACACACACACACACACACACACACACACACACACACACACACACACACACACACACACACACACACACACACACACAGCACAACGUGACGGUUGAGUUUGGGAUAUUUUUGAAAGUCCUGGUGUUUUUACAUACCGUAUGGUAGCCUACCACACAAUUCCAUUGUCUCUUACCACAUUCCAUUGCUAUGUUCUGUCCCUUUUUAUAUGUAUGUAAUCUUUCUAAAUCUAAAGAGGAGUAAGAUGUAGUGCAUAUGUCUUGCACCAGUUCUGAAACCACAGUCCUGAAAUAAGGUUCUACAAAAGUAUUUUUAUACUUUUUUAUAUGGUUUUAGGUCCAUGACUGAAACAAAAAAAAGUUAUAUUUUCUACAUUGCCAUUUUUAAUGUUUGGUCCUAUUUUUUCUUUAAGCCUGUUGUCUAAAAGUAUUUAUAUUUUUAUUACAGUUAUGUAAUUUCUAUGUUACAGCUUUAACAUGUUUUUUUUUUCUUUGUCUGAAAGGAGAUAUUCCCCCAGGUUAUGGGUGAGGUGAGGCUCAGGUGUGAGGUGUGUGAGAAGAAAGAGCAGGCUGAAACGCCUGGUUUGAGUUUUUUUAUUAUUAUUAUUAUUUUUUAAACCCAUCAUCCACACAAUUCUGCUGACCAGUGGAUCUUCUAGAACUGUCCGCUUAACUCUAAUCAGAGUUUGGGAUCUCGGCUUCAGAAAGUCCCUCCUUGUAUACUGUUUAAUACAGCCAUGUUUGGAACAGCUGAUUGUACUGUGCGAAACAGUAAUGAGGUUGGUGGGUGAGCUAGUAAGCAGGCACUGUUAAACUGCCAAGUAACCGUACAUCAGCUGUUUGGUUCAUCAUUUGAAUAUGCUUCACGUCGUAAGUGAGUAGUAUGGCAUGGCAGCCCCUGGGAGUCACUCUUCUUCAGUACUGGCAUUAUAGUCAAGUGCGAUGUCCUUAUUGUCAGGGCUGGAGUGUAACAGGUCACAGGACACCAUGAAUUUUUGACAGUCGUCAUUAAUUAUCCCCCGCAAAUAAUAGUAACCGACAGCUGUAGUGAAUUUUGCCACCAUAGGCACCACUGCAAUUCAAAUUCCGGACAUCCAGAGUCACCAUGGGAGUCACAUUUUCUAUCCAUCGUGGCGUCGCACCCACUGCCCAUGCGCACCAUGUCCUCAUGGACGUUGCCAUCGUACAUGUUGCCAUGUGGCACACUGACUUGGUCAAGUCGUUCACUUGGGACAUUUAAUUCCGAAUUGACUCAAUUUAAUUCAGAAUAAAAAAUAAUUCAGCUUUGAAAACAUCCUGUAAACACUUCACAAUUCAAAAUUGAAGUUAUUCCGUUGUUAAUUCCGAAUAACUUAAUUUUUCUGCAACCCCUGGCAAAAAGUAUGGAAUCACCUGUCGUGGAGGAUGUUCAUUUAGUCGUUUUAAUUUUGUCGAAAAAAGAUCGAUCACAGACACAACACGAAACUGAAGUCAUUUCAAAGAACUGUCUUUAAGAAACAAUAAAUACAAGAGACAAUGGUGCUUGCAUCCUCUGUCCAAUUGAAACGAUGUUAAUUCGGAAUUAAAUGAAAGUUCUUGACAGAAACUCGAUAGAAAAUAAUUUUCACUCUGAACUGUUUAAUUCCUGGGCUGGGCACCUGCAGUAUGUUAAACAUGCCCUGCCCUAUGUAUGCAUAGUGUGAUGCUAAACUACCACUUGGAUACAACUCGUGAACCCUGAUCUUGACGAGACAGGACCAAACUACUCAGACCUUCACAUUAUAUGCUCUUGGUUGAAUAAUGCCAUUGCAAUGUGAUGAUGCCUCAUGAAAUUCGUGCACAGGCAUGGUACGAUAUUCACUUUCUGAAGCCGAGAUCUCCACCCGUGCCUGUGACAGGAUGAAAGCGAAGAAAAAAAGCGAGUGGUGUAGUGAAAGUGCAAAGCGUGCAUUUAGAGCCAUCCGUCACUUUAUUUGGUCUGGGUUGGCGUCCUCACAUACAUAACUGCAGUACACUGCAUUGUAAAUGUAUGAAAGGGAAAGUGUCCUUGACUCUCUCUUGAUUUGGGACAGUCUCCUGAAAUAUUGAUGGAGACCACCAUGAGCAUUAGUCUUCCCGCCCAAAGAGUUUCACCGUGCAACACCUUAGUGACUGCCUGAAGUCUGGAGCGUACCUCAGGGACUCAGGGUUUCAGAAGGGUUACAGCCAUAGACAUACAGUGUAGAUAACAGUGGUUCUUAACCUUUUUUCUUGAAGCACCCCCUAAACUCUGCCCAAGACAAGCCGUGCACCCCCAAACCAAACGUCUAUACGUGUAUACGCACAAAAAAGUGAUUUAAGUGAAUAAUUACAAUGAUUCUUGCUUUAGACAUUAAACAAUUCUUUAAUAACUUCACAUUAGGUCCAAAACAUGUUUUAAUUUGUUCUUGAUUUGGCCUAAUUAUGAGGUUUAGAAUCAGAAUUUUGUUCACAACCUUAACACAAACAAAAUUCCGUGCACCCCCUGAAAUCUCUGGCGCACCCCCAGGGGGUGCCCGCACCCCAGGUUAAGAACCACUGGUAUAGAUAACAGUGGUGUAGUCUACGUAGAACGCGGGUAUACGGAGUAUACCCACUUCUAAAUUUCAGGGAUUUCAGUAUACCCACUUAAAAUUGAUUGCUCCAUUAUUUUGAAUAGCAGAAAUAUAUACAGUAUACCCACUUCAAAAAAUACUCAAAUAUACAGUAUACCCACCAUAAAAAAGUAGACUACACCACUGAUAGAUAAUAUACAUAUACCUGUAUAGACAUACAUAUUGAUGUACCGGUAUAGUAUGUCUAUGGUUACAUAUCUACAGAUGUAUAGUGUGUCUGUGGCUACAGCAUUACGUUUCCAUGGCGGCAGUGCCCCACCCUUAGAACUGGCUAUUUUGACUAUAAUUCUCUGCUGGCGUUGGUCUGGCCAAACCAUCUUGUAAUGUAAGCCAAUUUCUUAUAGAGCGAGAUUAACUGACCUCUUUCAAAUGCCUCCAUUUGCUACUGCCCAAAGUUUCAAACAGUUCCAUUUUCACUCUGACUCACGUGUAGAGGUGGAAACUGCUUGAUUUACUGUAGAUGUACCGUAGUGUGCCAUUUUGCCUUAAACACGCCACUGCUGAGCCAUUUGAAAUGCCAUACUUUCACUGGCCCUAUUUUCUCAGAAAAAAAUUGUAGGUUGUAGGUCGAUUGUAGGCUUGGUCAGACUAACUAAGGGGCGAGAUCUUGUGCAGUGUCACAGGUAGUGUGGGCAGGCCCAGGCUAUCCCACCCUUAUGCCUUCCUCCAUGAUGGUUAACCUUCUCGCUCAGUCACAUCAAAGAUGUUCUCAGUAGGGAAAGAUGAUUCAAACUCCGCCCUCCCAAUGCAAAGGAGUUUCCUCAAGUUUGGUCUCCUAAGGGGCGUGGUCCCCUUCUUUUUCUCUUUCUAUGCCGUUUGGUGACGGCUUGCAUGAGGAGUGCGUCUUAAUAUGUGACCUUGCCUCCUCCACUUGCGCUUGUCUCCUCGCCCCGCCUCCUGACCCUCCUCCAUGGAGAAAACGAUAAAGUUUCCCAGCUGUCAGCCUAGCCACAACAACUUUUGAGGGACUGUUUUUCAUUCACCAUAACAAUUGCAAACCAGAAAAAGACUCUACAAUUGAGCUUUUGCAAGAUAUUGAAAUAUAAUGCUGUUGUCAGUGAUGUCAUCAUGACGAGAAGCGAGUGGAGGAGGCAAGGUCGCAUAUUAAAACGCACUCAGUGCCUCGGGAACUCCACUUAUACUCAGCCUAAAGCCUCCAAAGGUCUCCUAACCGCAGGUCUCCUAAAGGGGCAUUCACAUGACAUCACAUGAAUCCAGGAAAUGCACAGGCUUGAUAUGAAUCAUCUUACUCUACUCUACUCUCUUUGGUCACAGAUUUCAAUGGUGGUCUCGUGGUCCAUUUUGCAGUAUGCUCGCCUUUCACGAGUGUAGUGCAAGACAAGAAAUGUUUACUAGCUCCGUCAUACAGUCACCAAAGUUAAUGAGCAAUUUUUGUUAGGCCUUUUAUUUAUGCUAUAUAUUGCAUACCGUACUUUAUAAUGCAAAUCACAGUGCAAUCUUCAUUUAUUUAUUUCUUUAAAAAAAAAUCAAAAGAACAGUCAUACAUACUUCUUUCCUCAUGUAGCAUGUCAUAUUUUACCUUUUACGGUUAUGAUUUGACUUUCUUAUAUUUUGUAUUUUUCAAAGAGAAAAAAGGCAUUCCUAACAUUUCUUAAUCUUGUUCAUGUUUCUUAUCAGUCAUUAAUGUCCGUCUUUUUGUAAAGUCUUUUUUUUAAAUGAUGCAAAUCUGUCCAGUUAAUGAAGUCAAUCUUGGUGCUAUUCCAAAUGAUUUACACACCCUUUGCCAUUGCAGACAUAAAGCAUUAUUGCCAUAGUCAAAAGGUAAUACGUUGUGUGCCUUCGCACUAUAUGACCGUCUUAACUUCCAACACUUCAUGUUUUAGUUUUUUUUUCCCCCAACCCUAUUUGGUUUGCCUCCUCUUGUCUGCAAUCUUCAGACUUGGGAGAAGAUCUGUGAAAGACCUGUGUGGUCUUGCUGCAAACUAAACCCCAGCACAUUGACUUUUCUUAUUAUUGGCAUCUUUUAGCAUUGUAUUAUAAAUCUGUUUUUUUUUUAUUAUUAUGUUGACACUUGAAGAUUCUUAUCUUUCUUUGAAGAUGUAUUGAAACUGUUACCCCCUAAAAAGUAAUAUUUUAUGGUAACUUCAGCUUAAAAGAAGAUUCAUUCAACAUUGCCAUUAUUUUUUAAUUUUAAUCAACUAUGAUUUUUAGAAUUCAUCAAGAAUUGUACAUUGUUAAUCAUAGUCAUCAUAUGAAAUACUACCAUAUCACCUUAAUGUAUAGAUUUUGAAAAUACUACCCUUUGUAUUUAAGAUGAUUAUGUAUCUGUAGCAUAUAUGUAAUAUAUUUAUGCACAAUAAAUGUUAAAU